This is a messenger RNA of Eremothecium gossypii ATCC 10895, 1437 nucleotides long. It is a transcript of the gene OLE1, whose product is annotated as stearoyl-CoA 9-desaturase. The transcript has a single exon. Gene Ontology annotation, molecular function: stearoyl-CoA 9-desaturase activity; heme binding; iron ion binding. Bases 1 to 1437 code for a protein of 478 amino acids. Gene Ontology annotation, biological process: unsaturated fatty acid biosynthetic process. Gene Ontology annotation, cellular component: endoplasmic reticulum membrane. NCBI's taxonomy places the organism in Eukaryota, Fungi, Ascomycota, Saccharomycetes, Saccharomycetales, Saccharomycetaceae. The record is from RefSeq and is marked provisional.
AUGGAACAAGUGGAUCUUCCGAACGCAAAUAAGAUCGCCGCGGGCGCCAACAAGGCGUCUGUUCGCGUGGUCAAUGGGCUCGGCGCGCUAAUGGGCUCUAAGGCGAUGGCCGCCGUGGACUUCGAAAAAGAUAGCAUGGCAGAGAUGUUGGCUCGCGACCAGCGGGAGAAGGAGCACUAUCGCCACCACAAACACAUCUCGGAGCAGCCAUGGACUCUGAACAACUGGCAUCUGCACGUUAACUGGGUGAACAUAGUGCUUGUGGUGGUGGUCCCUAUAAUAGGCCUUUACCUCGCACUCUCAGGGCGCGUGCCGCCACGCUUCGAGGUGCUCGCGCUGGCCAUCGUAUACUACUCCCUCGGCGGGCUGGGGAUCACGGCCGGCUACCAUAGACUCUGGGCGCACCGGUCGUACAGCGCGCGCUGGCCGCUACGUGUGAUGUACGCUCUGUUCGGCGCGUCGUCGGUGGAGGGCUCGAUCAAGUGGUGGGGCCACUCGCACCGCAUACAUCACCGCUACACAGACACGCCGCGCGACCCCUACGAUGCCCGCCGUGGGCUGUGGUACUCGCACAUGGGCUGGAUGCUGCUGCAACCUAACCCGCGCUACCGCGCACGCGCCGACAUCGAGGACCUCAUGAAUGACUGGGUCGUGCGCCUGCAGCACCGCCACUACGUUCUGAUCAUGGCUUUCAUGGCCUUCCUUCUGCCCGCCAUAAUUUGCCACUUCAUCUUCCGCGACUUCUGGGGCGGCCUCGUGUAUGCGGGCAUUCUCCGUGUCUUUGCCAUCCAGCAGGCCACCUUCUGCAUCAACUCUCUGGCACACUACCUGGGCGACCAGCCGUUCGACGACCGCCGCACCCCACGUGACAACUGGAUAACCGCCCUGGUCACCCUGGGCGAGGGCUACCACAACUUCCACCACGAGUUCCCAACAGACUACCGGAACGCCAUCCGCUGGUACCAGUAUGACCCCACCAAGGUGUUCAUCUACUGUGCGUCGCUAGUCGGGCUGGCCUACGACCUGAAGAAGUUCUCGCAGAACGCCAUCCAGCAGGGUCUGAUCCAACAAAAGCAGAAGAAGCUGGACAACGCCCGCUCGCGCCUCAACUGGGGCACGCCGCUCUCCCAGCUGCCCGUGUGGGACCGCUCGGAGUUUGUGCGGGCGUCCCGCGAGAAUUCCGGCCUUGUCGUCAUCUCCGGGAUCGUCCACGACGUCAGCGGCUACAUCACCGAGCACCCGGGCGGCGAGACCCUGAUCCAGGCCGCGCUCGGCAAGGACGCCACCCGCGCGUUCAACGGCGGUGUCUACAUGCACUCCAACGCGGCCCACAACAUCCUGGCCACCAUGCGCGUGGCGGUCGUCAAGGAGGGCCAGGAUGCAGCCACUCGCUUUGCUGCGCGCCGGGGCGAGGCACUCGAGAAAAAGACGGCGUAG